UGUCGAGCCGCGAGCAUCUCCCGCACCGAGACUCUGAUACCCCGUUAUCGUCUCUACCCUCCGAUCUAUCUGUAUUCCAGAAACUUUUUUAUCAAUUAUUUUCUCAAGAUCUGACGCAUUUGAUGCGGGGCGAUAAUCCUCGAUUGGGGUUCCGCCGUUCAUUUUCAAUACUUUUUUCAUACAUCGGGGCCUGAAAUUGAAAAGAAGGACAUCAGUCCUGGUAGCCUUCAUCAGGAAUUAGCUGCUGCGCAUUCUGCUCCUUAUGACUCACCAAAAGAGACGAUGAAGAACAAAAUGUUGUCGCGAAAUUUUUUCUCUCUUUUCGGCUCCGCUUAUGACGCGUAAGAACAUUUUUCCCGCAUGUCAAAAAGCCCGGAAUGUGCACCGGCCCCCCUCAAACAUCUUCAUUUUCAACCCCCGUGCUCUUCGACUUAACCGCAUGAACUUUCAUCAUCAUCUAACAUGCCCGAUUGAAGAGUGCCGGCGAGUGGACCAAACGAGUUUUCGAAUGACGCGAAUGAGAAUGCUUCUUGCGUUUUAUUUUUAUCUUUCAUUCAUCUAACAACAUCGAAGUGCGAGUGGUAAAUAGCUGGGAAUGUUGGUGAAAAUACGACCGAGCAUCGGUUUGCCCGCAUGGCAAUGCCAACCGGAUAUGAAUGACCACGAGAAAUGCACGGUGUGAGAUCGAAAGUGGAGGAAAUCAAAAUUAUGCGAUCUAACUAUGAAGCUGAAAAUCUGCGUUCUCCUACUUUUCGGUUUUCUACAAAUUUCAAAAAGCUUCGACAUGUCAGAUUCGAGAGAGGAAGAGGACGAGGACGAAGCCGAAGAGGACGACGACCCGAGCUAUCACGAGGAGGAAUACGACUACGAGGACUAUGGCAGUGCGACAAUCGCAAGUGACGUUGAUCUCAUUUCCGGUGGCUCUUUGCCGAUGUUCCUGAUCGAGCCGAACGACUCGUUCGUCGUUAAGGGUCGUCCCGCCACGCUGCACUGUCGAGCUGCUCAUGCUCUUCAGGUUUAUUUUCGCUGCAACGGAGUACGAAAUGAGGGCCUGCAUCAGGAUUUCGUCGACCCGAGAACCGGGACUAGAAUCAUCGACGUCGAACUCAACGUAACCAGAAAUCAAAUCGAAGAAUACUUCGGGAAAAAAAAAUUCAAUUGCGAGUGCGUCGCGUGGUCGGGUUCCGGUGAAAUACGAGGACGAGCAGCGACUGUCGAAGUUUCGUAUUUGAAAAAACACUUCCUGUCCCCACCGUACUCGAUGUCCGUUGAGGCUGGAAGAAACGCCGAAUUGCGAUGCGUCCCACCGCUGGGAGUACCCCGUCCAAAUAUCUAUUGGCUCAAGAAUGGUUCUCCCAUCGAAUCCAUCGUUCCACCGAUAUCGACGAGGUCGCCUGGUCUGGAUGGUGCACCGGUAAGAAAUGAAAUUUCUUCCUCGUCGAUCGAUCUCUUACAAUCCGCCGAAGAAGGAAAUCUCGUGCUUGGCGUUGCCGAGCUUCGUCACCAAGCCAAUUACACUUGCGUAGCCGAAAACUUGGCUGCUCGGAGGCCCAGCGAACCGGCCGUUCUCACUGUUUACGUUAACGGUGGUUGGUCAUCCUGGUCCGGCUGGUCCGAAUGCAGCGUACGAUGUGGCCGCGGUAUUCAGAGGAGAACCAGAACUUGCUCAAAUCCUUCACCCAUCAACGGAGGACAAACGUGCCCUGGACCAGCCACCCAGAGAAUGGAGUGCAGUCCAUCUUGUCCAGCGGUCGAUGGCAGAUGGUCAGCGUGGUCAGGAUGGUCAGCCUGCGGUCCGGACUGCUUGAGGGUGAGAAAGAGAUCCUGCAAUGAUCCACCACCGAGCGACGGGGGACGGAUUUGCCCGGGCAAAGAAAUCAUCGUUGAAGAGUGCUUCAGCGAUCGAUGUGCCGCAUUGAGUCAAGAUGGACCUCGAGUUUUCAAAGAGGCAACGACCUCUAUCGAUCAGAAAAACUUCCUCGCUCUAUGGAUCUCUCUCACCCUCGCCCUCCUCGUCCUCGGACUCGCAACACUUUUCGUCGUCCGAUUGAUGCGACGCAAGGAACGAAUAAACUCCCUUUACGGUGUGGCCAGACUGGACUUUCGACAUGCUAAUAAUCUUGCUAAAUCUGUCGUGACGAGGGGUGAACGGGCUGCCCUCACCGGGCGUGAUCAUCUUGGCAGAGGCGAGACCGAAGUCACCAGAAUGCCGAGAUCCUUCUCCGAGCAUCACUACGACGUGCCCCAAUUAUCUCUUCCAUCAACGAACGGUCCUUCGCCCAGUUCUUCGGCGGGAAGUCGCUCGACUCGUUCAAUCUGUAAAACUCCACAAAGACCGAGAGUUUCCUCAGAUAUAGAGGAAGCUCAUCCGCCCCAGAAAGCAUCUCAGUCCCCGGUAUCAUCGUACCACCGUCAAGGACGUCAAGUGUUUCUGCCGUCCAUUGGAACAAAUUGGAGAAGCGAGAACUCCGAGAACACUUGCAACGAGAAGCAGGAGGAGGAGGAGAAACACGAAUCGACGGAAAACUUGAAAUUGGUAAUGAGCGAGGAGGAUAAUCAAAAUAAAGCGAAGCAGCAAAACGAGAAAAAAUUAUCUCACAAGAAGAGUGGAAUUUUCGAGGACGAACCUUCGGAGGAAGUGAUGAGCGAACGGGCGGGUGGUUCUGUUGUAAAAGCUGCGGUCGAUGAACAGGGUGCUCUCUUGGUUGUGCCGGAAGCCGGUGUAUCUAUGUCGGUGCCGGAAGGAGCUGCAUCUCGUGGUCGUCGACAGAAUCUCUAUCUAGCCGUUCUCGGUGAAGAUUGCCUCAAGCCAAAUCUACCCUCAACGAUGACUCUGCUAUCGGGGGUCGUGGCUUGCGGACCAUCCAAACUGGAAUUGAUCAAACCGAUGAUAUUGCAGUUCGAACACUGCGCCGAAUUGAGAACCGGAAAUUGGGAAUUGAGCGUGUGGCAUUGUGAACUUGAUCUUGAAGCUCGAUGCAAUGGCUUCUCUUCUCUCUCAUCCACCUCGACCAUUUCAUCAACAUCGUCCAUUUCUAUUAUCUCGAAAUGGCACAAAGUUCUCACCCUCGGUGGCGAACCAACCAAUCUGCCGGGACAACCUUUUGCUCAAUUGGAUCACGCCGGAGUUUUCCUCGUUACCGAGACGCCAGGAGCUUAUGUGAUUGCCGGUGAAAGUUCCGUUGUAGCACCUGGACUGGCCAUCAAGAGAAUAUCAAUCGCUGUUUACGAGUCGAAGGAUCGGGAUCUCGUUAGGUGUCACGUUGUCGAGGAUACGAGAGCCACCUCCAAGGUCAUCGAAGAACAGGAAAAACGUAUCGGUGGAUCACUGAUCGAGCGUGGCAUCCUGAGUUAUCGCGCAAGUGGUGCACCACUUUGCAUCGAUCUCGAGGAUCGUGAGAGCGGUUUCACGGAUCGCCAGGAAGUCCCAUACCGGUUGGUAUGGUCAUCCUCCAAGACGAGUCCCUGCAGAACUUUCAAGAUCGAGAGAAUCACGAGUGAUUUAAGACUGGGCUUUGAGCUCCGAGCGUCGCAACGCGGUUUCGAGGAGCACGGGCUCGUUCUAAGGAUCGAUCUCGAUCUAACUACAAAACAUAGGAGCUCGCUCGGAGUCAAGAAAAACGAGAAAACGGAGACGAGUGUGAUCGUUAGUCGAGCGAAGAAUGGAGGCCGGGUGAACGACGCGGUGGUGCCAAAAACUUUUAGAUUUUCAAAGACUCUGAGAAGACAACUCUGCCAGUGUCUCGAUCCGCCAAGUAUCCGAGGAAACGACUGGCGCAUGCUCGCUCAACGUCUUCAAGUGGAUCGAUACGUGGAUUACUUCGCAACGAAGGCCAGCCCAACGGAGCACAUUCUCGAUCUGUGGGAGGCGCGGCACCGCGAGGCCACGGCUCUGGCUGACCUCUUAAACCACUUGAGGCUUAUGGGUCGUGUCGAUGCGGCAACGGUCCUCGAAACUCGUUUAGGGCCUUGGAUAUGAUGAGCCGAAUGUUAUCCAAACUCGAUCGCGAGAAAUCCCCGACGGGCGAUUACCAAAAAAAUACUCGGAUUUGAAUAAACAAACACUUUUAGGAUUACUAUUCGUGUAACUGUAAAUAUACAACGUAACAAAAAUUAGUGUCGAAUGAUUGAUGUAUUAGAAAUUUUUUAAUUAAGAUGGGUGUAGCCGAUGAUUCAGUAGAUCACUAUAACCAAGAUGCCAAACGUAAAAGCCAAAUGAAUAUUGUUUUUCUAUUCCUCGGCGUCCUUGUAUAUAAACGAUUAUUUACAUAAAAUGUUUAUUAUCGAUGAAGACAAUAUAAAAACGUGAACCCUUA
This is a messenger RNA of Venturia canescens, 4316 nucleotides long. RefSeq names its product netrin receptor UNC5B-like. The transcript has 12 exons. The record is from RefSeq and is a predicted model, not a curated record. NCBI's taxonomy places the organism in Eukaryota, Metazoa, Arthropoda, Insecta, Hymenoptera, Ichneumonidae. Gene Ontology annotation, biological process: netrin-activated signaling pathway; motor neuron axon guidance. Gene Ontology annotation, cellular component: membrane. Gene Ontology annotation, molecular function: protein binding; netrin receptor activity. Bases 722 to 3979 code for a protein of 1085 amino acids.